Miscanthus lutarioriparius is the source of this 2523-nucleotide messenger RNA. NCBI's taxonomy places the organism in Eukaryota, Viridiplantae, Streptophyta, Magnoliopsida, Poales, Poaceae. The record is from the annotation of a GenBank genome assembly.
AUGGUGUCCACUCUCUGGUCACCUCCACCCUCGCUCUGGUUCGUUCUCUUCGUCAUCAUCUUCUUCGCGUCCGGCGAUGGCGGUCCGGCGGCGGCAUUGGAGCUGGACACGCAGGCUGCCUACCUCGCCAAGAUGAAGGAGCAGUUCCCGGGGCCAGGCAUGUCAAGGUGGUGGGACUUCACGUCGCCGGCACCGGACUACUGCAGCUUCCACGGCGUCACCUGCGACCGGUCCGGCAACGUCACGGGCAUCGACGUCACGUCGUGGCGCCUCGUCGGCAGGCUCCCGCCGGGCGUCUGCGCGGCGCUCCCCGCGCUCCGGGAGCUCCGGAUGGCGUACAACGACGUCCGCGGCGGGUUCCCUCUCGGCGUGCUCAACUGCACCUCCCUGGAGGUGCUGAACCUCAGCUUCUCCGGCGUGUCGGGCGCCGUGCCCCCCGACCUGUCCCCGCUGCGCGCGCUGCGGGUGCUGGACCUGUCCAACAACCUCUUCACCGGCGCGUUCCCGACGUCCAUCGCCAACGUCACCAGCCUGGAGGUGGUGAACCUCAACCAGAACCCCGGCUUCGACGUGUGGCGGCCGGCCGAGUCGCUGUUCGUGCCGCUGCGGCGCAUCCGCGUGCUCAUCCUUUCCACCACCUCCAUGCGCGGCGGCAUCCCCGCGUGGUUCGGCAACAUGACGUCGCUCACCGACCUGGAGCUCAGCGGCAACUACCUCACCGGCACCAUCCCAGUGUCGCUGGCGCGCCUCCCGAGGCUGCAGUUCCUGGAGCUCUACUACAACGAGCUGGAGGGCGGCGUCCCCGCCGAGCUCGGCAACCUCACGCAGCUCACCGACAUCGACCUCUCCGAGAACCGCCUCACGGGGGGCAUCCCGGAGUCGCUGUGCGCGCUGCGCAACCUGCGCGUGCUCCAGAUCUACACCAACCGCCUCACGGGCCCCAUCCCGGCCGUGCUCGGCAACUCCACGCAGCUGCGCAUCCUCUCCGUGUACCGCAACCAGCUCACCGGCGAGAUCCCCGCCGACCUCGGCCGGUACUCGGACCUCAACGUGAUCGAGGUGUCGGAGAACCAGCUGAUGGGCCCGCUGCCGCCGUACGCCUGCGUCAAUCGGAAACUCCAAUACAUCCUGGUGCUGAGCAACCUCCUGACGGGGCCCAUCCCGCCGGCUUACGCCGAGUGCACGCCGCUGCUCCGGUUCCGGGUGAGCAACAACCACCUGGAGGGCGACGUGCCGCCGGGCAUCUUCGGCCUCCCGCACGCCUCUAUCGUCGACCUCAACUACAACCACUUCACUGGCCCCGUGGCGGCCACGGUGGCGGGCGCCACGAACCUGACGUCGCUGUUCGGGUCCAACAACCAGAUGUCCGGCGUGCUCCCGCCGGAGAUCGCCGGCGCGUCGGAGCUGGUGAAGAUCGACCUGAGCAACAACCUCAUCGCCGGCCCCAUCCCCGAGUCCGUGGGCCGGCUGUCGAAGCUGAACCAGCUGUCCCUGCAGGGGAACCGGCUGAACGGGUCCAUCCCGGAGACGCUCGCCGGGCUCAAGACGCUGAACGUGCUGAACCUGUCGGACAACGCGCUGUCCGGCGAGAUCCCGGAGUCGCUGUGCAAGCUGCUUCCAAACUCGCUGGACUUCUCCAACAACAACCUGUCGGGGCCGGUGCCGCUGCAGCUCAUCAAGGAAGGCCUGCUGGAGAGCGUGGCGGGGAACCCGGGACUGUGCGUGGCGUUCCGGCUGAACCUGACGGACCCGGCGCUGCCGCUGUGCCCGCUUCCGAGCUUGCGGCGCGGGCUGGCCGGGGACCUGUGGGUGGUGGGCGUGUGCGCGCUGGUGUGCGCGCUGGCGAUGCUGGCGCUGGCGCGGCGGUGGGUGCUGCGGGCGCGGCGGCUCGCGGAGCAGGACGGGGCGCUGGCGUCGUCGCCGGGGUCGAGCUCGUCGUACGACGUGACGAGCUUCCACAAGCUGACCUUUGACCAGUACGAGAUCCUGGAGGCGCUGAUCGACACGAACAUCGUGGGCCACGGCGGCUCCGGGACCGUGUACAAGAUUGAGCUCAGCAGCGGCGAGCUGGUGGCGGUGAAGAAGCUGUGGGUGUCGACGCGGCGGCUGCGGCGGCCGAGCAGCAAGCAGUACGCCUACUCGUCCAAGGCGACGACCAAGUGCGACGUGUACAGCUUCGGCGUGGUGCUCAUGGAGCUGGCCACGGGGAGGAAACCCAUCGAGCCGGAGUUCGGGGACACGAGGGACAUCGUGCACUGGGUGUCCGGCAAGGUGGCCGCCGGCGCCGGAGCCGAGGCGGACGCGCUGGACAAGCGCCUCGCGUGGAGCCCCUACAAGGAGGAGAUGGUGCAGGCGCUGCGCGUCGCCUUGCGAUGCACCUGCAGCAUGCCGGCACUCCGCCCCACCAUGGCCGACGUCGUGCAGAUGCUCGCCGAGGCCGGGCCACCCGCCGGCCGGACGACAAAGGGACACCAAGGACGACAAACAUCAUCAUCAUGCUACUCCUCCUUAGAAGUGAAUUGA